UGUGGCCGUUCUCUGGAAUUACUACUCACGAGCGUUUUCUGAGAACAUGCUCUUUGUAUUCUACUGCUUCGUUCUCGUCGUUUUGGCUUCCCUAAUACCAGAAGGACAAGGUAUAAAUAAUGCAACAUGCCAAGCUGGGUUUACAGACAGAGAUUAUCAGUGUUUAUGUGUUCUUGGAUCUGGAUUUGAAGGCCAUGAUUGUGGUGAAGAUUUGGACGAAUGCUCUGACGGAACACACAACUGUGAUGUAAAUGCUGAUUGUAACAAUACCUUGGGAUCUUACAAGUGUUUGUGUAAAGAUGGAUUUCAUGGAAAUGGAACUAACUGCAUAGAUUUGGACGAAUGCACUGACGAAACACACACCUGUGAUGUGAAUGCUAAAUGUAACAAUACCUUGGGAUCUCACAGCUGCACGUGUAAAGAUGGAUUUCACGGAAAUGGAACGAACUGCACAGUGGUAGUGGGCAUUAUAAACAAUUCCUACUACAUUUUUGACAAAUUCUUACUAGUAUCAAAAUUCUCCCUUUUAUUUUGUGUUUAUUGCACAGGCUUCACAGCUGUGUUUACAAAUCUUGGUAGGAGUGGAAGGAUAGGUUCAGAGUCGAUUGGUAGUUACUACACAGGUCAGGAUCAUGACGGACAAGUUGCAGUGUCCAGCGGUAUUCAACAGUGGACUGUGCCACAUACUGGUGAAUACAGAAUAGAAGCAAUAGGAGCUUCCGGGGGAUACGGUGAGGACAGUAUCAUCAAGAACGGAGGAAGAGGGGCACGGAUGAUUGGACACUUUAAUUUGACAAAAGAUGAGAUCAUACAUGUCCUUGUUGGUCAAAAAGGGAAAAGAGGAAAUACCGACAAACAAACUGCUGGAGGCGGAGGAGGUACAUUUGUAGUGAAAGAAGACAGCACGCCUUUGAUUAUAGCUGGAGGUGGAGGGGGAAUUAAAAAUAUGUUAGAACAACAUCUGGGAUGUGAUGCGUCCACAAGCACCACAGGGAAUGCAGGGGACAACUCGCCAUUGGGGGACAACUCGCCAUUGGGUUCGGGGGGAAGCAACGGACAUGGAGGACGCACAAAUAGUGGCGGCGGCGGCGGCGGCGGCGGCUUCCACACAAAUGGACACGAUUCAACAUCUUGUGGUGGGGGGAAAGGAGGUUUCGGAUAUCAUCAAGGGGGAGAGGGUGGAUCGUUUUGGGGUGGGUUUGGAGGUGGCGGUGGUUUUUGUACACCAAGGAAGGGACCGGGUGGAGGUGGAGGUUAUUCUGGGGGAAGUGGUGGGGCUAAUGAACAUAUUUCCUGUGGGGGAGGGGGAGGUUCUUUUAACAAUGGAAAAAGUCAGUGUAAUGAAUGUUGCUAUAAUAGCGCUGGUCAUGGCUGGGUAAACAUCACAUUUUUCCAAUGAAGAGCACAUGGCAACACUUUUGUUAACGUUUAGUGGUAAACUACUUUCGCUUAAACGUGUCCUUAAUGCAAAUACAGUUUCUAAUUUGCCAAUAAAUAAACAGGUAAAGAAUUUGCACUUGUUCGUAUUUUGCACAAAAAAAAAAAAUUUGUUAAGUUGGUUCUCCAUAUUCAUAUACAUUUCAAUAACUGUAUUUCCUCGAAUAAGCAUCUGCCAGGCGCUUACUUAAAAUUUCGGAUAAAAGGAGGGGCGCUUAUCGGAAGAAGGACGCUUAAUCGAGGGAGGGCGCUCGUAAGGAAUCCGUUAAGCUGAACUAAUUUUACUGUAGCUGAAGCUUAAAAAGCUUUUUGUAAAGUGGCAAUACAAAUUGAUUUCAUAGGAAAGGGAGCAGAUACCAGGUCUGUCCUAAUUGUGCUCGCAAAAUGCUGAAAAGUUUCUCUCUGGAAUGUCAAAAAGUUGCUAAAAAAUUGCUUAAAUUAAUAAA
This is a messenger RNA of Pocillopora damicornis (cauliflower coral), 1883 nucleotides long. RefSeq names its product loricrin-like. The record is from RefSeq and is a predicted model, not a curated record. NCBI's taxonomy places the organism in Eukaryota, Metazoa, Cnidaria, Anthozoa, Scleractinia, Pocilloporidae.